UUGGCCGCCGACGAGAAGGCAGACAUCCGGUUUGAGUGUCUGGACGCCCGACGCGGAUGCGAACAUGGUGCGCUUCAAGCACAGGUACCUGCUUUGCGAAGUGGUGUCUGAGGACCCCCGCUGCCGUCUGAAUCUGGAGGACCGAGUGCUGGGCGGCCUAGUACGGGACACGAUCGCGCGCGUGCACGGAACUUUCGGCGCGGCAGCCUCCUCCAUCGGCUUCGCGGUGCGAUACCUCAAUGCCUAUACCGGAAUAGUGCUACUUCGAUGCCGGAAGGAAUUCUAUCGGCUUGUGUGGUCAGCUCUUCCCUUCAUCACAUACUUGGAGAACAAAGGACACCGUUAUCCGUGUUUUUUUAACACCUUACACGUGGGAGGUACAAUUAGAACAUGUCAGAAGUUCCUCAUUCAGUACAAUAGGAGACAGCUGUUGAUCUUGUUGCAGAACUGCACUGAUGAAGGAGAGCGGGAAGCUAUCCAGAAGUCUGUUACAAGAAGCUGUUUACUAGAGGAGGAGUCCGCUGGGGAGGAGCUUUCAGAUAGUGGCGGUGAGGAGGCUGCUGAGGCAAUGGAGUGAACUUUUGCAGGCUGCGUUGCGCCUAAGCUUCAGGGCCUACUUGUUGGAACAGGGAAUUCUGGGAGGCACUAGCACCUUCUACAGUUCUCAAACUGGAUGACUGCUGAUCAGAGGCCAGUUACCAGCUCAAAAUGAAUUGACUUAUUGUUUAAAACUUGCCAAAGUCACCUUUACCCAGCAUUACCUGGUUAAGUAGUUCUGCAGGUGGUGAAGUUCCUGUAGAUAUAUACAUCUUUUUAUCUAA
Phacochoerus africanus (Common warthog) is the source of this 821-nucleotide messenger RNA. RefSeq names its product POP5 homolog, ribonuclease P/MRP subunit (gene POP5). Bases 65 to 577 code for a protein of 170 amino acids. Gene Ontology annotation, cellular component: ribonuclease P complex. Gene Ontology annotation, molecular function: ribonuclease P RNA binding. NCBI's taxonomy places the organism in Eukaryota, Metazoa, Chordata, Mammalia, Artiodactyla, Suidae. Gene Ontology annotation, biological process: tRNA 5'-leader removal. The transcript is spliced from 5 exons. The record is from RefSeq and is a predicted model, not a curated record.